GUCCUACAGAGGCGGAUUAUACAGAAAUUUUCUCUGGUUUACCUUGUAACCCUGCAUCCGCCAGAGAGAGGAACCUUGUCAUUCAGAUAAUCCUUCUCUGGGCAGACCUUGAAGUUGGAAUUAUUGAAAACUAUUAUGAUACUGAAGAUACAGCUCAAAAGGACCUUUCAAUGAGUUUGCAGUGUUUGACUUUGUCUUGCCCUGAUGUAGUAUCUGAUGCUGUGGAUACAAAGAGAAUUGAGCAGGACCUCAUCUCUUUUGAGGAAAGAAGUUGUGUGCUCUCCUCUGGAGCUUCUACUCCAGAACACACUGUGCACCCCAGGCACAUGCUGUGAUUCCACUGAAAGAAAUGGCCAAAGAAUCUGUUGAAUCUCUGAGAGAGUGUGUCAUUGGAAAGGAUGAGCAAGGGGAAACCAGACCUCAGUAUGGGCAUACUGACAUUCCAAAGACUUUGCAGUCUGAUGCACUAAGUAUCUCCAGUGGAUCAUUCUCAGAAUUAGACUCAGAGGACCAGGCUAUAUUAAACGAGUCUGAUACUGAAUUAUCUGAUCAUGAGUACUAUGUGGUCAACCUGCCAGAGUGUUUCAACCUGACCACUUCAUACAUUGAAGCUGACCGACCUGAUUCUCCCGACUUUCUCACAGCAGAUGAAGAUGAUCGUACUACUGCAGUUGCCUCCGAAUCUCAAGAUGACCAGAGAGAGUGUUUAAUUGACAGUGGAGGGGCAUCAGCUUCUUCAAAUGCUAGCCAGGAAGGUAGCCAUUCAAGGACAAUCAUUGAAGUAUUCCCAACCAGAAAUUCUACCACCCAUGAUUGUAAGUUUCGAUCUCAAAUUGAAACUUCAGGAUAUUUAGAGCUUGAAAGCAACAAGACACCAAUGCCACAUCCUCCUACAGAAACAAAACCAUUUAUGGAAAUACCUACUGAAGCUUUAAGAACAAACUUAACAUACACUGUCCAACAAGUUAGUGCUGGUAAUACUGACCAUGAUGAUCAGUUACAAGAAGAAGAGCAAAACAAAACAACAUGGGUCUCUGGGUCAGAAGACAUGCAAGGUGUUGUUUGUGAACAACCAAGCUCAGCUCAGCAUAAAGAACUUGGCCAUACAUCAAGGAUCAGAGAUGGCGGUGAAUCUGGUGAAGGUCAAGGGGCAGCCACAGACCAAAUCCCAGAAUCAAGAGAGCUUCCUGUUGACCUUGUUGGUGCAUUGCCAGAUGAACUGGUGAGCAUCAUCCCAGAGGAUCUGGUGCGUGGUGUAUGGAAUACUGCUCGCACCUUUAUCACUCGCAUCAAUCAGGUCAGAAAUAUAAUUCUGAUCUACACUUCAAGCAAGCUUUAGAAAUACUUAUGUCUG
Molecule: messenger RNA, 1354 nt
Organism: Homarus americanus (American lobster)
Lineage: Eukaryota; Metazoa; Arthropoda; Malacostraca; Decapoda; Nephropidae
Exons: 5
Coding region: 350-1339 (329 amino acids)
Source: RefSeq, a predicted model, not a curated record